Orussus abietinus is the source of this 1529-nucleotide messenger RNA. Its product is annotated as L-allo-threonine aldolase. Gene Ontology annotation, cellular component: cytosol. The transcript has 5 exons. The record is from RefSeq and is a predicted model, not a curated record. NCBI's taxonomy places the organism in Eukaryota, Metazoa, Arthropoda, Insecta, Hymenoptera, Orussidae. Gene Ontology annotation, biological process: L-threonine catabolic process; glycine biosynthetic process. Bases 158 to 1309 code for a protein of 383 amino acids. Gene Ontology annotation, molecular function: L-allo-threonine aldolase activity.
GGUUAACUGAACGUACAAUCUAAUCAACCUCGUUUAUAAUCUCGAAGCUUGUCAGUCUAGUUGCUGCUGGACACGUGUUAGUUGGCCGACGAAGAAUUAGCUAAGUGAAAAAUUCUAUUCAAGGAGUUUCCACGGACCUGCAGCAUUAAACAUCAAAAUGUCAUAUGGAAACGAAGCGAGCAUCGACUUCAGCAAUUAUGCCAAGGAAAAGAAUGCUCGACUGGUCGAUCUCCGAAGCGACACCAUUUCGAAGCCAUCUAAAGCGAUGAAAAUGGCGAUGAUUAACGCAGAACUUGGGGAUGAUGUAUACGGAGAAGAUCCUACGGUGAAAGCGCUGGAGGAGAAGGCAGCCAAACUGCUUGGGAAAGAAGCCGCGAUUUUCGUCACAUCCGGUACCAUGGGCAAUUUAAUUGCUAUCAUGAUCCACUGUGAUGUAAGAGGCAGCGAAGCCUACUGCAGCGAAGAGUCUCACCCGGUCCUACACGAGCAAGGAGGAGCUGCUCAGUUAGCUGGAGUGACAUUAUGCAGUCUUCGAAGCAACCCCGAUGGAACCUUCUGCCUAAAAAAGCUGAAAUCUAACCUCCGAAGCGACCGUCUGCACGAGCCAAUCUCGAAGCUAGUAAUGGUAGAAAACACAAUAAAUGGCAAAGUGUUACCUCAAUCCUGGAUCGAUGAGUUGAUAAUUUUUGCCAAGAAGCACAGCUUGAAGACUCACAUGGACGGAGCCAGAUUAUGGAAUGCCUCCGUAGCCUCUGGGAUUCCUGCCAGAGAGAUCGUAGCAAAUUUUGACUCGGUCACUUUCUGUUUGAGCAAAGGCCUCGGAGCACCAGUGGGUUCUUUGUUGUGUGGAUCGAAGAGCUUCGUCCAGCAGGCAAGAAGAGUGCGAAAGGUCCUUGGAGGUGGCAUGAGGCAAGUUGGAGUCCUCGCAGCAGCUGGGCUGGUUGCCAUCGAAGAGAUUAUCCCAUUGUUGAAGGAAGACCAUCGAAGAGCCAGACUGAUCGCAGAGGCGGUCCAUGGUCUUGGCUCGAAGCUGUUCUCCGUAGACCUGGACACUACAAAGACUAAUAUGGUCAUGAUUAAAGUCAACGGUGAUGAAAACUCUGUUAAUGCUAUUACUUUUAUAGACAGACUAGAGAGAGUGGAAGAGGAUUGCUUCGAUGAUAAGGUUAUCGUUAGAGGUUUGGCACUUACGCAGGAGCUGGCCAGACUUGUAUUUUACUAUGAGAUUACUGACGAAGACACCGAAGCUGCUAUCAGGAAAAUUAAAUAUGUUAUUAAGAAACUAGAUCCAUCGCUUUCAAAUUUAUGAGGUUAUGAAGUGAUGAUGACUUUAAUAGCAUUCUUUUGUUACCGUCUAACAAACAUUUGAUAUUUAGUAAAUGUUUAUGAUAAUCUCGUCGAUUGCUAUUUUUAUGAAUAGAUUCGGACACUGUAAAAGCAUUGUCCUUAGCAAUUUUUAGUUACAUCCCCAAACCUUCAUUUUGUAAUAAUUAUUAUUACAUACAAUGAAUAAAAGAACGAUAUCUUAA